Molecule: messenger RNA, 890 nt
Organism: Colletotrichum phormii
Lineage: Eukaryota; Fungi; Ascomycota; Sordariomycetes; Glomerellales; Glomerellaceae
Product: superoxide dismutase
Exons: 4
Coding region: 58-792 (244 amino acids)
Biological process (GO): superoxide metabolic process
Molecular function (GO): copper ion binding
Source: RefSeq, a predicted model, not a curated record
UAUAUACACGGAUACCAACCUUCCCCGUCGGCCUAGUGCAGAGCCGCAGUGCCGGGGAUGGAGGGGCUAACCGCAGUCCGACCAUCCAAUUUGCGCUGGAUUGAGCGGGUUUUGGAACGACAUGGGAGAAGCAAACACCCUGAUGGCUCCGCGACGUGCCUACAACUGGGAAUCAGCUUGCCACUGGCCAAUCUUCAAGCUCGAUCGACCUCCAUCCUCGUGUUCCUUGCGCCGUCUGCUGUCGAUCCGUUUGGUUCGAAUCAAGAUGGUUCCCGUCGUUCCCGUCGUGGAGAAAGCCAAAGGGGGGAGAUGGCUUUCCUCGAGGAGGGGUUGGAAAGGGUCGCUGUCGUCCGUGGUGACUCCAAGGUCACCGGCUCCGUUGUCUUCGAGCAGGAGUCCGAGUCCGCUCCCACCACCAUCACCUGGGACAUCACCGGUAACGACGCCAGCGCCAAGCGUGGCAUGCACAUCCACACUUUCGGUGACAACACCAACGGUUGCACCUCUGCCGGCCCUCACUUCAACCCCCACAACAAGACUCACGGCGCCCCCCAGGACGCGAACCGCCACGUUGGUGACCUUGGCAACAUCGAGACCGAUGCCCAGGGUAACUCCAAGGGUACCGUCACCGACAAGCACGUCAAGCUGAUCGGCCCCGAGAGCGUCAUCGGCCGCACCGUCGUUGUCCACGGCGGCACCGACGACCUCGGCAAGGGCGACAACGAGGAGUCCCUCAAGACUGGCAACGCCGGUCCCCGUCCCGCCUGCGGUGUUAUUGGUAUCUCCAACUAAGCUUGUCGUACCUACAUAGCUCCUGUUUUGGGACGGAUUGUCAUCUGAGGUGGGGGUUGUCAAGCUCUCUACAUGCUUCAUUCCACAAAGCUGGCCGA